AUGUCCAGAAAAAUCGUGCUGUGUUUUUUAGUGGCAUUUGCGCUCGGGUGCACCACCGGCCGAAAGCUGGAGUGCAGUGAGCAUCGGGAAACGGAAUGCGAAAUCUCCAACUUUACCAUUGUGGAAUCGAUGGAUUUGUCCGAGUUUGAGUUUCCCGAUCAUCCGCAUCUUGCAUUCGGCACAUACCCGCACUCGGACGACUCGACGUACGUUGUCACUAUCGGCAAGGAGCUGGCGGAUCGUCUGCAGUCCACGGAAAAACUUGAAAUGCAAAACGUCUCCCUUCAGACGAUGGUGCUCUGGACGAAUCUACGCUCGUUGGAUGCGUCCCACAACUACUUCUUCGAGAUGAUCGUUGAGCCGGGCCAGAACUAUCAGCUGCGCGAGCUGAACCUCAGCUACAAUCGUUUCCAGUCGAUCGAGUUCGUGCAAGCCCUGCCCGCGCUGCGCACGCUCGAUCUCCGGCAUAACUAUCUGGAGUCGCUUAGCUUCUCGUUGUUUGACAUGGCCACCGAGCUGUGGAAGCUGAACCUGGCUAACAACCGCAUCCAGACCAUCUCGACCGAUGGGUCACUGCAUCUGCCCCGCCUUUCGACCCUGCUGCUGCACGACAACCUACUGAGCGUCCUGGACGCUAGCGAAUGGCGGUUCAGCAUGCUACAGGAGUUGAACGUGGCGCGCAACCGAUUGCGCUAUCUGAGCAUGUGCGAGGUGAACCAUUCGUUCCCGCAUCUGCAAACACUGUACAUGGACGAGAACCGUUGGGAGUGUGGACACCUGAACGCCACCACCCGCCAGCUUCACCAGCUCGGGGUAAAGCCGAUGGCGUAUUACGACACAGAGGACCAAGAACAUUGCAACAAAUCUAUCGACGAAAUCUGUUGCUAUUAA
This is a messenger RNA of Anopheles marshallii, 891 nucleotides long. RefSeq lists its product as uncharacterized. The transcript has 2 exons. Gene Ontology annotation, molecular function: protein binding. The record is from RefSeq and is a predicted model, not a curated record. The coding region runs from base 1 to 891 and encodes 296 amino acids. NCBI's taxonomy places the organism in Eukaryota, Metazoa, Arthropoda, Insecta, Diptera, Culicidae.